AUGGACUCAGAUUCCUCUAGAUCGCGGAUUGACCAGUUCUAUGUUUCGAAGAAGAGGAAACACCUCUCACCAAAUCUGAAGUCUGGGAGAAACGAGAAAAAUCCUAAGGUGACUGGAGAAAGAUCUCCUGGAGACAAAGGCACUUUGGACAGUUACCUGAAACCAUCCCUGGAUGACAAGAGCAUUUCCAAUAGUGCGUUGCAGGCGAAGCAGAAAGCGUUUACGAAAAAAUUGGAUCUGGAGGUUUCUCGCCCCCCUUAUGCUGGUGAAAGUAUACAUCCACCCCUGCCUAAACCUGCAAACGCUGAAAUUUCUAAAGGAGCUGAAGGGUGUUUGAACCGGGGAGAAUCUCGAGUCCUGCAUAAAGAAGGUGUUGCUACAGCCGAGAAUCAUGCACCAGAUGUUUUGCUCUGUGCCAACCAGAAAGAUAAUUCGGAAUUAAGAGACUUUGCUACUGGUUUUUUGUCCUUGUAUUGUAGCGAAGUGCGGUCUGUUGUUGGCUCACCUACACGUCAGAAGGCAAACGAAUUGAAGCGUUGCGGCAGUUCAUCGUUACUUGCUCAAGAUGUGCAAAUUUCUCACAAGAGGCGUUGUGAUUCCGCAAAUAUACCAUCACUAGAUGCACCUGCAUAUCCUCUCGGUAGUAAGCCCGUGUCAGUUGCUAAUAUUGUUGAUAAAAGAGAUAAAUCUGUUUCAGACCCUGCGAAGAAGAUUCCAAGGAAUGAAUCUGUUGAAAUUCCAAUGGGCUUGAGGAAGUGUACUAAGGCACCAGAACCAUCUGCUCAUCUAACUGAAUGCCGCACGCCUGGAUCAGCCGUUAAAUCAUGUCAUGUUGGAACCCCUAAGUCAGGAAGUGGUAGCUCAAUUUUCUCUCCUGGAGAUUCUUUCUGGAAUGAAGCAAUUCAAUUUGCUGAUGGUUUGUCAGUGCCAACUCAGAACUCUGGUUCUGUAGAAGCUAAAGACAGAGACAAUGAAGAUAACUGCGGUGACAACUUAAAGAGAAGUUUAGAUUUAGAUGAAAGCAGAGUAAAGGAUAAAGAUGCCACUGGCUAUUCAAAGGUCGCGGAGAAGCAUGGGAGAGAUUUCAAUAAAGAAGUAUCUCCGCUCCCUGUCAAAAACCUGGAACUUUUGUUUCAAGAUAGAAAAGCAAAUGGAAGCACCCGAGAGCAAUGUACUUCAUUUGAUCAAAACAACAUUACUCGAGGAAGCAGUAGGAUCUCUCAAUCUGCUUUGGUUGAUAAUAGAGGAUGUGGAAGUCUUGAUGUUGCAAAUAAAAAUUUGAUAGGCAGAGUGUAUCCAGAUCCUGAAGAAAAUAAAGUUGUAGUGUGCGAGGACAACAAUAGUGUGAGAUCUGUCCCUGCGAUAAGCAACAUGAGGAAAUCAGCUGAUUCUAGUGAAUCCGAAGAAAGUCAGACUCCUUCAAGCUAUUAUCGUAAGAAAGAUGGUUUAAGUCUUAGCACCUGGCUUCCCUCAGAAGUUUGCAGCGUAUACAAUAAGAAAGGAAUAUCUAAACUCUAUCCAUGGCAGGUCGAGUGUCUUCAGGUAGAUGGUGUUUUACAGAAAAGGAAUCUGGUCUACUGUGCUUCUACAAGUGCUGGUAAAAGUUUUGUUGCAGAAGUCUUGAUGCUGCGCCGGGUCAUAGCAACUGGAAAAAUGGCAUUGCUUGUGCUACCUUAUGUAUCCAUUUGCGUUGAGAAGGCGGAACACCUUGAGGUCCUUCUUGAACCACUUGGUAAGCAUGUUCGUAGUUACUAUGGAAAUCAAGGCGGUGGAACUCUUCCUAAAGGCACUUCUGUGGCUGUCUGCACGAUUGAGAAGGCAAACUCUUUGAUAAAUCGCUUGCUUGAAGAGGGUCGUUUGUCUGACCUUGGGAUAAUUGUUAUAGAUGAGCUGCACAUGGUGGGCGACCAACAUAGGGGUUAUCUUUUGGAACUUAUGCUGACGAAACUUCGUUAUGCUGCCGGUGAAGGCAGUUCAGAGUCAAGUAGUGGUGAGAGUUCAGGGAGUAGCAGUGGAAAGAAUGAUCCUGCUCAUGGCUUACAAAUUGUGGGUAUGAGUGCUACAAUGCCGAAUGUCGGAGCAGUUGCUGACUGGCUUCAAGCAGCUUUAUAUCAGACCGAGUUUCGACCAGUUCCACUAGAGGAGUAUAUUAAAGUUGGUAACAUCAUCUAUAAUAAAAAGAUGGAAGUUGUGAGGACUUUACCAAAAGCUGCUGAUAUUGGAGGAAAAGACCCAGACCAUAUUAUUGAGCUUUGUAACGAGAUUGUCCAAGAGGGGAAUUCUGUGCUGAUAUUUUGCUCAAGUCGAAAAGGAUGUGAAUCAACUGCUAAGCAUAUUGCAAAGCUCAUUAAAAAAGUGCUUAUAGACGUAGAUGGUGAAAAUAGCGAGUUUAUGGAUAUCACAUCUGCUAUUGAUGCCCUGCGAAGGUCUCCAUCUGGAGUGGAUCCUGUACUAGAAGAAACUCUUCCCUCUGGGGUUGCCUACCACCAUGCUGGUCUUACAGUAGAAGAAAGAGAGAUAGUUGAGACCUGUUACCGUAAGGGUCUUGUACGUGUCUUAACAGCUACAUCCACUCUGGCGGCGGGGGUUAACUUGCCUGCAAGGAGAGUCAUUUUUCGGCAACCAAUGAUUGGCCGUGAUUUUCUUGAUGGAACAAGGUACAAGCAAAUGUCUGGUCGGGCUGGGCGGACUGGGAUUGAUACAAAAGGAGAAAGUGUGUUGAUUUGCAAACCAGGAGAACUCAAACGAAUAAUGGCGCUUCUGAAUGAGAGCUGCCCACCUUUGGAGUCUUGUUUAUCUGAAGACAAGAAUGGAAUGACUCAUGCAAUAUUAGAAGUUGUUGCAGGUGGAAUUGUUCAGACUGCCAAAGAUAUACACCGCUACGUUAGGUGUACUCUUCUGAAUUCUACAAAACCCUUUCAAGAUGUGGUCAAAUCAGCUCAGGAUUCCCUUCGGUGGCUGUGUCACAGAAAAUUUCUUGAGUGGAAUGAAGAGACAAAGUUAUACACUACAACACCCCUUGGACGUGGAUCUUUUGGCAGUUCACUCUGCCCAGAGGAGUCACUUAUAGUGCUGGAUGAUCUUCUAAGAUCACGUGAAGGACUAGUUAUGGCUUCUGAUUUACAUUUGGUUUACUUAGUCACACCAAUUAAUGUUGGUGUUGAACCAAACUGGGAAUUGUAUUAUGAACGGUUUAUGGAACUGUCUCCUUUAGAACAGUCUGUUGGCAAUAGAGUUGGAGUGGUCGAACCUUUUCUGAUGCGCAUGGCACAUGGUGCAACAGUGCGCACUCUAAACAAACCACAAGAUGUAAAGAAGAAUUUGCGUGGAGAAUAUGACAAUCGUCAUGGUUCAACGAGCAGUAAGAUGCUUUCAGAUGAACAGAUGCUUCGAGUGUGCAAACGAUUUUUUGUUGCCCUCAUCUUGUCAAAAUUGGUUCAGGAAGCUUCUGUAUCUGAGGUUUGUGAAGCCUUUAAAGUGGCUAGAGGUAUGGUUCAAGCGCUACAGGAGAACGCUGGAAGGUUUUGUUCCAUGGUUUCGGUGUUCUGUGAGAGGCUUGGAUGGCAUGAUCUGGAAGGCUUAGUUGCCAAACUUCAGAACCGUGUAUCAUUUGGUGUUAGGGCUGAAAUUGUUGAACUUACUAGCAUUCCAUAUAUAAAGGGUUCAAGAGCUAGAGCAUUGUACAAAGCUGGCUUGCGUACAUCUCAGGCGAUAGCAGAAGCAUCCAUCCCUGAAAUUGUCAAAGCUCUCUUUGAAUCUUCAGCGUGGGCAACAGAAGGUACUGGACAGAGAAGGAUACAGUUGGGAUUAGCCAAGAAAAUCAAGAAUGGGGCGCGCAAAAUUGUUCUUGAGAAAGCAGAAGAGGCGAGGGCUGCUGCAUUCUCUGCCUUUAAAUCGCUUGGUCUGGAUGUUCAUGACCUGUCUAAUCCAUUGCCGUUGGCUCCUGCUAGUAGUCUCUAUGGACUAGUAACUAUUGAAAGAGACAUUUCCAGAGGCAUUGUUGCUCCCAAUGGACUACAACAUGUUCCAGGACAAUCAAGCAUGGUUGGGCACAUGGAACGUGGAAACUUUGACACGGAUAAUCACAGAGAAAAGCCAAGGGAUGUAUCUGGUGCUGCCUUAGGAGUUUCAUCAGAAGUUAACUUGACCGAUCCUCUUCCUGACUUUCAACCUAUAGAAACUACAGUUGGCACUGAUGGGACUAAUGCUGCCAGUGAUGACAGAGAUAUCAGAAACGAGGAUAAUGCUGAGCAGUACUUGACGAGGAAUGCCGAUAUUCCUCUUAGUAAUAAGGAUAAUGCAGGUGAAAAGGGUCCAAUAACUGCAGGAAAUAUUCGUGGCGGAUUUGACUCUUUCCUGGAACUCUGGGAAUCUGCUGGGGAAUUUUUCUUUGAUAUCCACUUUAAUAAACUACAAGGCUUGAAUUCCCGCAUCUCUUAUGAGAUACAUGGAAUUGCGAUCUGCUGGGAUAGCUCUCCUGUUUACUAUGUCAAUCUUAACAAGGACCUUCUCAGCCUGGAAUGUGCAGAAAAGCUUUCCAAGGAUGCUGCUAUUGGCAAGAAAGAGGCUUUGGGUACCGAUGUUAUAAAAUCUAGGUGGAACAGAAUCAGAAAUAUAAUGGGGGAUGAAAAGACGAGAAAGUUCACAUGGAAUUUGAAAGUCCAGAUUCAAGUGCUCAAGAGUCCUGCUAUUUCAAUCCAAAGAUGCACUCGCCUGAAUCUUGCAGAAGGGAUCAGGGAUCUUGAGUUGGUGGAUGGAUCUUGGUUAAUGAUGCCUCAGCUUACCAUAAACCACACCAUUGACAUGAGCAUCGUGACAUGGAUUCUUUGGCCAGAUGAGGAAAGACACUCAAAUCCAAACAUAGAUAAGGAGGUAAAGAAAAGACUAUCACCAGAGGCAGCUGAAGCUGCAAAUCGCAGUGGCCGGUGGAGGAAUCAGAUUCGAAGGGUUGCCCACAAUGGUUGCUGCAGACGGGUUGCUCAAACGCGAGCCCUUUGUUCAGCUCUUUGGAAGAUCCUUGUCUCCGAAGAACUUCUUGAAGCACUCACAACCACUGAAAUGCCGCUGGUCAAUGUCCUUGCAGACAUGGAGCUGUGGGGUAUAGGCGUCGAUAUAGAGGGAUGCCUUGGUGCACGGAAUAUAUUGCGGGAUAAGCUGCGGUCCCUUGAGAAGAAAGCAUUUGAAUUAGCUGGCAUGACAUUUUCAUUGCACAACCCAGCUGAUAUUUCAAAUGUGCUGUUUAAACAGUUGAAGUUGCCCAUACCGGAAACCCAAAAUAAAGGGAAACUUCAUCCAAGUACUGAUAAGCAGUGCUUGGAUCUUUUAAGGAAUGAGCAUCCUAUUGUCCCAAUUAUCAAAGAGCACCGGACGUUGGCAAAGCUCUUAAAUUGUACACUUGGAUCAAUUUGUUCACUUGCCAAACUACGCUUGAGCACGCAAAGGUACACUUUGCAUGGACACUGGCUUCAAACAUCAACUGCAACUGGGCGGCUUUCCAUAGAGGAGCCUAAUCUCCAAUCUGUUGAGCAUGAAGUAGAGUUCACACUGGACAAAAAUGGAACGGAAGUAAAUUCAGAUUCUGACCGCUACAAAGUCAAUGCACGGGAUUUCUUUGUUCCUACUCAGGAAAAUUGGUUACUCUUGACGGCAGAUUAUUCUCAGAUAGAGUUGCGGCUUAUGGCACAUUUUUCUAGAGAUCCCUCGUUGAUUGCACAGCUUAGUCAGCCAGAAGGUGAUGUCUUUACAAUGAUAGCUGCCAAAUGGACUGGGAAGAACGAGGAUUCUGUUAGUCCGCAUGAUAGAGAUCAGACCAAAAGAUUGAUCUAUGGAAUUCUAUAUGGAAUGGGUGCAAACAGGCUUGCGGAACAGCUUGAAUGCAGCUCAGAUGAAGCCAAGGAGAAAAUCAGAAGCUUCAAAAGUUCUUUCCCUGCAGUCACCUCUUGGCUUAACGAAACAGUUUCAUUUUGCCAGGAAAAAGGGUACAUUCAGACUCUCAAGGGAAGAAGAAGAUUCUUGUCGAAAAUUAAAUUUGGGAAUGCCAAAGAGAAAUCUAAGGCUCAAAGACAAGCUGUAAAUUCUGUGUGCCAGGGCUCUGCUGCUGAUAUAAUCAAGAUUGCGAUGAUAAAAAUAUAUUCUACAAUUUCUGAGGAUAUUGAUAGUGCAGCAUCUAGUUCUUCAACUGAAACUAGGUUUCACGUGUUGAAGGGACGAUGCCGGAUUCUUCUACAGGUACAUGAUGAACUUGUGCUGGAAGUUGAUCCUUCUUACCUGAAAGAAGCUGCAAUGCUGCUACAAUCCAGCAUGGAAAAUGCGGUUUCACUUCUCGUCCCUCUACAUGUGAAACUGAAGGUUGGGAAAACAUGGGGUUCUUUAGAGCCGCUGCAGGCUGAUUAAGACAUCAACAAAAUCUCAGUUGUCUUUAAAUCUCUAUUUGAGAGCUUCAGAUUGUUUGACCAAGUCGCUCACAUGCGUAUUUGAUGACUCGAAAUGUUCCCACAUCCACAGCUUGACUCAAGGCAAUGCUCUGUUUCAAUCUUUCUUGUGCUUGAAGAUGGAAGUGGAGAGGAUCGGACCAUUCCAAAGGAAUUUUUCGGAUGCUGUGUUCAGAGUGCUCUCCUUAUCAGAUUCAAAGAGACUGUAAAUUUACAAACUUACAACCAUUAGCAGAUAGUUUUACUUAGACAAUGACUUUAACAUGACCAAAUUCAUAUGGAAAGAUUAGAAAAUGUAAUUUUUUUUCUGUAAAUACAUAGUUUUUCUAUAUGUACUCAUUGCUCAAAAAGAGUAAAUA
Molecule: messenger RNA, 6790 nt
Organism: Brassica oleracea var. oleracea
Lineage: Eukaryota; Viridiplantae; Streptophyta; Magnoliopsida; Brassicales; Brassicaceae
Product: helicase and polymerase-containing protein TEBICHI
Exons: 26
Coding region: 1-6393 (2130 amino acids)
Biological process (GO): double-strand break repair; DNA-templated DNA replication
Molecular function (GO): DNA binding; DNA-directed DNA polymerase activity; ATP binding
Source: RefSeq, a predicted model, not a curated record